Phragmites australis (common reed) is the source of this 1066-nucleotide messenger RNA. RefSeq names its product calmodulin-like protein 4. NCBI's taxonomy places the organism in Eukaryota, Viridiplantae, Streptophyta, Magnoliopsida, Poales, Poaceae. Bases 233 to 787 code for a protein of 184 amino acids. The record is from RefSeq and is a predicted model, not a curated record. Gene Ontology annotation, molecular function: calcium ion binding; enzyme regulator activity. The transcript has 4 exons.
CCUGCUAUUCACGAUACCAGCAAGGCCCCGCGUGGCACAGAUUGUAGGCUUGUAGCGGUUUUCUUUCUCUAGACUCUAGUUGCAUAUACUGCAGAGACUGCGGUCGCUGUCCUGAGUAGAGUACAGGGAAAGCGCAGGAAAUGAUUAGGAAAGCCAUGAGGACGCCAUUUUUUCCACAAAGCCCACCGCGGUCUUCCUUCUUUAUUUACCCUCGGUUUCAAAUGGCAGGAGGAUGCUUCUAACCUGCUUCCCCUCCCUCUCACCCCUAUAUCUUCUCGCUCCUGCCACCGGCUUGCUGGUUUACCUGCCUUCUUCUCUCUCCUCUCGACACUGUUCACGUGGUGUAGCUACCUGCGAGAGACUAGAGCUGCAUGGAAGGGCUGACGAGCGAGCAGGACGCAUCACCUUGGAAGAACUGGCUGCAGUGACUCGCUCCCUCGACCUUGAUCCGAGUGAUCAGGAGCUCAACGAUAUGAUGAACGAGGUCGACACGGAUGGCAAUGGGAUCAUAGAUUUUCAGGAGUUCUUUAGCCUCAUUGCCAGGAAGACGAAGGAUGGCGAUGGCGAUGAAGAACUCAAGGAAGCUUUUGAGGUCCUUGAUAAGGACCAUAAUGGUUUUAUCUCCCCUACUGAGCUGAGGAUGGUGAUGAUCAAUCUUGGGGAGAUGAUGACCGAUGAGGAGGUCGAGCAGAUGAUCAAGGAAGCGGAUACCGAUGGCGAUGGGCAGGUGAACUAUGAUGAGUUUGUGCUUAUGAUGGAAAAUGCUGAACGGAAGAUAUCUGGGUGAAGGGAUCUAUGUUUGUGAAGCCAUUAGUCCGCAGAUUGGAUGCUUCUGUUUCUACUGUAAAUCCACCAAUUGUGUCACUAGUAUUAUGAUUGUGCGUCAAAUGUUAUAUUUCGGUGUUUGUAGCACGUAGUUUGUAGUUUGUAAGGUUGUGAUAUUGCUUUGAAACCGUUGUUAGGUUGUGAUUUCUUUCAGAACUAGACUGUAAACUAUGUAAUAUCUGUUAGAAUUGCAUAAAUAUUUAGAAAUUCAUGUAUACAUGUUGGUUUGUUCUUGAAGUUA